Molecule: messenger RNA, 593 nt
Organism: Nerophis ophidion (straightnose pipefish)
Lineage: Eukaryota; Metazoa; Chordata; Actinopteri; Syngnathiformes; Syngnathidae
Product: zona pellucida sperm-binding protein 4-like
Exons: 5
Coding region: 18-593 (191 amino acids)
Biological process (GO): prevention of polyspermy; binding of sperm to zona pellucida
Cellular component (GO): egg coat
Molecular function (GO): acrosin binding; structural constituent of egg coat
Source: RefSeq, a predicted model, not a curated record
GCACCAAGGACGGCCAGAUGAUAGUGGUGGUGGCCAGAGAAGUCACCCUGCCAAAUAUCAACCUAGAGUCCAUCUCAUUCAAUGAAAACGGGCUAGGAUGCAGCACAGUUGACACCACUUCAGCUUUUGCCAUCUACCAGUUCCCCAUCACUGCCUGUGGCACUGCCGUGACGGAGGAGGCUCCUGAUGUGGUCAUAUAUGAGAACUGGAUGUCGGCCUCCUAUGAAGUUGCUAUUGGACUGCGUGGUGCGAUUACCAGGGACAGCCAAUAUCAGUGUACAUCCACUGCUACGCAUCUGUUUGUCAGCCGUCAGCCGAAAACACCUGUCAUCCCAGGUGCUUCCGGAAGCUCAGGGACCUUGGCAGUGCCACUUUCCAAAAGACCAAUGAGCAGGCGGGCGCUUUGGUUACCAGUUUGGAGAUUCAGUAUAUUGAGAGGAACUGAAGUGUGGAGUCGCACAACAACAAAUAUUUGCUCCUUGUUUGAAAUAAACAUCAAUGAGAAAGCCCGCCAUAAGGUUAUCAACAUUGCUAACAGCUGGAAGAAGCUCGGUUUGGCGGGAGGGGGGGCAACGCUUCGUCGCGUCCGAUGA